AUGCAGUGCCGGAACAUGAUCAUGGCAGAAUCACCAGGCCUCAUCACCAUCUGUCUUUUAGGAUAUCUACUCAGUGCUGAAUGUACAGUUUUUCUUGAUCGUGAAAAUGCCACCAAAAUUCUGAAUCGACCAAAGAGAUACAAUUCAGGUAAAUUGGAAGAGUUUGUUCAAGGGAACCUUGAGAGAGAAUGUAGAGAAGAAAAGUGCAGUUUUGAAGAAGCACGAGAAGUUUUUGAAAACACUGAAAAAACUACUGAAUUUUGGAAGCAAUAUGUUGAUGGAGAUCAAUGUGAGUCUAAUCCAUGUUUAAAUGGCGGCCUAUGCAAAGAUGAUAUUAAUUCCUACGAAUGUUGGUGUCAAGUUGGAUUCGAAGGAAAAAACUGUGAACUAGAUGAAACAUGCAGCAUUAAGAAUGGCAAGUGCAAGCAGUUUUGUACAAAGGGCACAGAUAACAAGGUGCUUUGUUCCUGUACUACAGGAUACCGACUUGCAGAAGACCAAAAGUCCUGUGAACCAGCAGUGCCAUUUCCAUGUGGGAGAGUUUCUGUAUCACUUAAUUCUCUGAAGCUUACUCGUACUGAGACUUUUUUUUCCAAUAUGGACUCUGAAAAUUCUACUGAAGAUGAAACAAUUUUGGACAACAUCACGCAAAGCACCCAACCAUUUAACGACUUCAUUCGAGUUGUUGGUGGAGAAAAUGCCAAACCAGGUCAAUUUCCUUGGCAGGUCCUUCUGCAUGAUAAAAUUGAAGGAUUCUGUGGAGGUUCCAUUGUUAAUGAAAAAUGGGUCGUAACUGCAGCCCACUGUAUCAAACCUGGUGUUAAAAUUACCAUUAUUGCAGGUGAACAUAACACCGAGAAGGACGAACCUACAGAGCAAAGGCGAAGUGUGAUUCGUGUUAUCCCUCACCACAACUACAACGCAACUAUUAAUAAGUACAGCCAUGACAUUGCCCUUCUGGAACUGGAUGAACCUUUAAUGCUAAACAGCUAUGUAACACCUAUUUGCAUCGCUGACAGGGAUUACACAAACAUCUUCCUCAGAUUUGGGUCUGGCUAUGUGAGUGGCUGGGGAAAAGUCUUCAACAGAGGGAGAUCAGCUUCAAUUCUUCAAUACCUUAAAGUUCCCCUUGUUGACCGAGCCACAUGCCUUCGCUCCACAAAGUUCACCAUCUAUAAUAACAUGUUCUGUGCUGGCUUCCAUGAGGGAGGUAAAGAUUCAUGCCAAGGAGAUAGUGGGGGACCCCAUGUUACUGAAGUGGAAGGAAUCAGUUUCUUAACUGGAAUUAUUAGCUGGGGUGAAGAGUGUGCAGUGAAAGGAAAAUAUGGAAUAUAUACCAAGGUAUCCCGGUAUGUUAACUGGAUUAAGGAAAAAACAAAGCUCACUUAA
Messenger RNA from Eptesicus fuscus (big brown bat), 1389 nucleotides. It is a transcript of the gene F9, whose product is annotated as coagulation factor IX. Gene Ontology annotation, cellular component: extracellular region. The transcript is spliced from 8 exons. Gene Ontology annotation, biological process: zymogen activation; blood coagulation. NCBI's taxonomy places the organism in Eukaryota, Metazoa, Chordata, Mammalia, Chiroptera, Vespertilionidae. Bases 1 to 1389 code for a protein of 462 amino acids. Gene Ontology annotation, molecular function: serine-type endopeptidase activity; calcium ion binding. The record is from RefSeq and is a predicted model, not a curated record.